Molecule: messenger RNA, 1543 nt
Organism: Arachis duranensis
Lineage: Eukaryota; Viridiplantae; Streptophyta; Magnoliopsida; Fabales; Fabaceae
Product: soyasapogenol B glucuronide galactosyltransferase-like
Exons: 1
Coding region: 27-1505 (492 amino acids)
Molecular function (GO): UDP-glycosyltransferase activity
Source: RefSeq, a predicted model, not a curated record
AAUAACACUGAAAAAUCACCAUAGUUAUGGGAACAGAAAACCAUCUUCAACUCAAUGUAAUUUUCCUUCCAUAUCUAACACCAGGUCACAUGAAUCCUAUGGUGGACACAGCAAGAUUAUUUGCCAAACAUGGUGCUAAUGUUACCAUAAUCACAACACAAACCAAUGCCUUAACAAUCCAAAAAGCCAUAGAUAGUGACUUCAAUUCUGGAUACUCCAUCAAAACCUAUGUGAUUCAAUUCCCUUCAUCACAACUUGGUCUACCUGAUGGAGUUGAAAACAUCAAAGAUUGCACCACUCCUCAAAUGCUAGAGAAGAUUUUCCAUGGAAUAAUGAUGCUGCAGCCUCAAAUUGAGUCUGUGUUUCAAGAACUUCAACCUGAUUGUAUUGUCUCUGAUAUGUUCUAUCCUUGGACAGUCGAAUCGGCCGCGAAACUAAGGAUUCCGAGGCUGUACUACUACAGUGCCAGCUCUUUCUCAAGUUGUGUAUAUCAUUUUAUUCAGAAGCAUAAGCCUCAUAAAGGGUUAGAAUCUGAUUCACAAAAGGUUCAAAUUCCAGGACUGCUGGAUAAAAUUGAGAUUGCACCGACCGAGAUGGAUGAAUUUCAGAGGAAAGAAAAUGACAUGACAAUUCUUAUGAAUGUAGUAUAUGCAUCAGAGAGAAGAAGCUAUGGAACAUUGUGUAAUAGCUUUUAUGAACUUGAAGGUGGUUAUGAGGAACUUUACAAGAACACAAUUGGGAUCAAAUCUUGGAGUGUAGGACCGGUUUCGGCUUGGAUUAACAAGACUGAUGAAGAGAAGGCGAAUCGUGGAAACAAAGUUGAUCUUAAAGAAGAGCCUUAUUGGUUGAAUUGGCUUAACUCAAAGCAGAGUGACUCUGUUUUGUAUGUGAGUUUUGGAAGCUUAACUAGGCUUAGUUAUGCUCAAAUUGUUGAAAUAGCUCAUGGACUUGAAAAUUCAGGCCAUAAUUUCAUCUGGGUUGUUAGGAAAAAGGGCGAAGGCGACGGCGAAGGCGAAGAAGAAUGUUUCUUGCAAGAUUUUGAGGCUAGGAUGAAGGAAAGUGACAAGGGGUGCAUUAUUUGGAACUGGGCGCCACAAUUGCUUAUAUUAGACCACCCUGCAACUGGUGGAAUUGUGACUCAUUGUGGUUGGAACUCAAUACUCGAAAGCGUGAGUUCCGGCUUGCCAAUGAUCACGUGGCCUAUGUUCGCCGAGCAAUUCUACAAUGAGAAAUUUCUUGUUCAAGUGUUGAAGAUCGGAGUUUCGGUUGGAGCUAAGGUGAAUAAGUUCUGGUCAAUUGUUGGUGAGGAUGGAAUUGUGGGAAGGGAAGAGUUAGUGAAGGCUGUGAAAACUUUGAUGGGAAGUGAAGAGAGCAGGGAAAUGAGGAAGAGAGCAAAGAAACUUGGUGAUGCUGCAAAGAGGACUAUAGAAGAAGGUGGAACCUCUUACAACAACCUAAUGCAGUUGAUGGACGAGCUCAAAUCUCUUAAGAUGUCACGAAAUUAGGUAAUUGAAAUGGAGGAAUAAAUUAAUAAUCAUGGUGU